UUUCCAACAUGGCGGCGCCCUACACGGUCGCUGAUGGUGUCCACGAAUCCACUUGCAUUCUGUCACAAUCAUCCGCCGGGCACGAAAAGCGGCCUCAGUUCGGGACUCGUUUCCUGACGGACCCCCGACAGGUCUUCCAGCACAACGCGUGGGACAACGUGGAAUGGACUGAGGAGCAAGAAGCAGCUGCAAAGAGCAAAGUACAAGAGAAUAGUCAGCCGCUGCCUCCAGAGAAACAAGAGGACUUUGACAGCCGAGCGAACGAGUACUGGAAUGACUUCUACACCAUCCAUGAGAACCGCUUCUUCAAAGACCGCCACUGGCUCUUCACCGAGUUCCCCGAACUGGCGCCAGCCUGCCUCCACGACCGACGUCCCUAUCCCGAUCGCCGUCACAGUCCUCAGUCCAGUUUGGUUCCAAGUGGCGAUGUCGCCGCCUUCGAGGCGACCGACUUCCCGGGUUCUUCCGCCUCGUAUCGUAUUCUCGAGGUCGGCUGUGGUGUUGGCAACACGGUUUUUCCCAUCCUGAAGACCAACAACAACCCGGGACUUUUUGUGUACUGCUGCGACUUCGCCAGCACCGCCGUGGAGCUCGUCAAGGCUAACCCGGAGUACGACGCCGGGCGCUGCUUGGCCUUCGUGUGCGACUUGAGCGACGACUGCGCGGCCUACCCCGUGCCGGACGGAAGCCUCGACGUGGUGGUGCUCAUCUUCGUGCUGUCGGCGUUGCAUCCCGACAAGAUGCGGGCAUCCGUGAGCAGAUUGGCACGGUUGCUAAAGCCCGGCGGGGUGAUGCUGCUGCGGGACUACGGACGCUACGAUAUGGCCCAGCUGCGCUUUAAAAAAGGAAGGUGUCUGUCAGAUAACUUUUACGUCCGUGGUGAUGGAACCAGGGUGUACUUCUUUACGCAAGACGAGCUGCAUGACUUAUUCACUGAGGCCAGGCUGGAGAAGGUGCAGAACCUAGUGGACCGGAGGCUUCAGGUGAACCGCGGCAAGCAGCUCACCAUGUACAGGGUGUGGAUUCAGUGCAAAUACCGACGGAACCCAGAGGAGAAACCCAACUCAGCUUGAUACUAAGAUACUGCAUUAACUGCCAUCAUGUGUCAUUCUUUGCUAUACACACCUGAGAAGUGUUUCUUGCCACCUGGAUGAGUUUUCUUAAGCAAUAUUUUGGAAUAUAAUGGCCUGAUUUUAACCUUUUUGUCCAUGCAAAAUGAAUAAAAUGGUCAAUAAUUA
This is a messenger RNA of Phycodurus eques (leafy seadragon), 1238 nucleotides long. RefSeq names its product methyltransferase 2A, methylcytidine (gene mettl2a). Gene Ontology annotation, molecular function: tRNA (cytidine-N3)-methyltransferase activity. Bases 9 to 1073 code for a protein of 354 amino acids. The record is from RefSeq and is a predicted model, not a curated record. NCBI's taxonomy places the organism in Eukaryota, Metazoa, Chordata, Actinopteri, Syngnathiformes, Syngnathidae. The transcript has 9 exons.